AACCCGCACGAACAGUGUAUCUUAAUCAGUCAACUGGACAGGCUACACUUAGCGUUAGUAAGCUGGCGGUAAACUCUUAAAAGUGAAACGUUAGCCAAAUGCUAAGUCUUCACCCCAUCAUACUGGAGGAUGUCUGGUGCAGCUCUACGUUUGAUCCGCUGUCGGAGACUGAGUACAGCUGGGCCGCCUGGAGUGAAGAAAGUGCUUCAGUGGAAAGAUUUAAGGAAGGUUGCUAAAGUAACUGGUGCAGUUGUCUUGGGGGGCUGUCUUUUUAUCACUUAUGAAAUGGCGGCCUUGGACAAGGCUGUGACCAUAAACACUGGUGCAAUUCUUCAGGAGAAGUACAAGUCGUACAUAUAUCUGAGAGCCACUCCCUCCGAUGAAAAGGAGAACCGCACUGCAGAGCUCACACACAAAGCAAGGAGGGAACUCCAUAAGGCAGUAAGGCGGUUUCUGGAAAUGUCAUCUAGGAUUUUGAUGCAAUCCCUAGAUGAGCACUUUAGCCAUGUGGAUGCAGACCCACAUGAGGUGGCAUUAUGGGUCUUACUGAAGAGGACACAGUCAGCCAAUAAAGCCAUCAGACUACAGGCUGUACAGGACCUUGCAAACAAUCACCACUGGCAUGACUACCAGUACCAGACAGCAGCCCAGAUUAUAGACCAGCGAACAGCAGUGGCCCUGGCCCGGACUCCUCAGGUAGACCUUCGGUUCUUUCUGCGCACUCCUGCACUGCCUGACCAGGAGGAUGUAAGUAUCUCAUCUCUGUAGAAUAGUCUAUUAUGUGGAAUACCUCUAUAUCACUUGUAAACCACUCUCAUUCACAUGCUUUGUUUCUAUACUAAACAUGGGCUCUACAUUUGUGUAUUAAGAGUUCCCCUUCGAGGGAACUCGAACUGCG
Micropterus dolomieu (smallmouth bass) is the source of this 898-nucleotide messenger RNA. RefSeq names its product protein SERAC1-like. Bases 130 to 768 code for a protein of 212 amino acids. The record is from RefSeq and is a predicted model, not a curated record. The transcript is spliced from 7 exons. Lineage: Eukaryota; Metazoa; Chordata; Actinopteri; Centrarchiformes; Centrarchidae.